AUGUCCAAAGAGAAUGUGGAAAUCGACGUGAGAGGAUCGCUUUCUGAUAAACCCUCCGUGGAGUGGGUGGAGGAGUGUGUGUCGCCAGAGGAGAAGGCUACGGAUUUGGAGGAGUUUUCAGAUAUCGACGAAAAUAAAUUGCUCUGGAAAAUUGAUCUUCGCUUGAUUCCUCUUUUCACAAUCUUGUACUUGCUCAGUUUUUUGGACAGAGGCAACAUUGGCAAUGCCAAAAUCGAGGGCCUUGCUGAGGACUUGAAUCUACAAGGAAAUGAGUACAACUUGUGUUUGACGAUUUUCUUCAUAUUCUACGCCUCUAUGGAGAUCCCGUCGAACAUCAUCUUGCACCACGUCAAACCCCGCUACUAUAUUCCUACAACCAUGGUGUUGUGGUCAGUGGUGAUGACGUUGAUGGGCACCGUGAACAACUAUCACCAGCUCAUGGCCACCAGAGCACUUUUGGGAAUAUUUGAGGCGUCUUUGUUUCCGGGAAUUUCCUAUAUUUUGUCGAUGUACUAUAAGAAAUCGGAAAUUUUGGUGAGGGAAGCGAUUUUCUUUAGUGCUGCCUCCAUCGCCGGCGCCUUCUCUGGGCUUUUGGCGGCCGCCAUCUCGCAAAUGGACGGUAUUGGCGGCUACGAGGGGUGGAGAUGGAUUUUCAUCUUGGAAGGUUUGCUUACCUUUGUGGCUGCUGCGCUAUCCUACUUCUGCUUCCCGUUAUACCCGAAGGAAAGCACAUUUCUUACUCCCAAGGAGCGGAGGUUUGUGGUUCACAGAGUGAAGUUCUCGUCCAACGUGGAGAACCAAAAAAUGGUCGGCGCUGGCGCUGCUCUUUCCACAAAUUUGGGUGAAGAUAGCUCGAGCAACAUUUCCCACGUGUGGGCGGUUUUCAAAGACUGGCAGUCGUGGUGCCAGCUUAUGACAUACUACGGCGUUUGUGUGCCACUCUACGGUGUUUCUCUUUUCACUCCUACAAUCGUCAAGAACUUGGGCUACACUUCCACUCAUGCCCAGCUCAUGACGGCUCCCAUCUAUAUUGUUGCAGCGGUGUUCUGUAUCUUCCAAGCGUGGGUGUCCGACCGAAUCGGGCUCAGAACACCGUUCAUGAUUUUUGAUUUUGUCUGCAUCGCUGUCGGGUACGCUAUAUGUGUGGCGAUAUCGCCGGUAGAUCUGCCCAACGCCGUUUAUGGUGGUACGUACAUUUUGGCGCUUGGGAUAUACUCUGCUUUCCCCAUGGUGGUUAUCUGGUUUUCCAACAAUUUGGCUGGCUCGUACAAAAGGGCAGUGGGGAUGGCUUUUCAGAUUGGUAUUGGCAAUUUCGCCGGAGCCUUUUCGUCCAACUUCUACAGGACGCAAGACGCUCCCGACUAUAAACUUGGCCACGGCUUGGAGCUUGGGUUCGCCUUGAUGGGGCUCGUUUUCACCUUCAUCACCAUUGCGGGCUAUGUCAUCAGCAACAAGAAGAAAAAGAGGGACCUUGACCAAGGGAAGUUUGAUCACUGUCUGCCCGCAGAUCUUAUUGAGAUGGGGGACAAGAGCCCUCAUUUUGUGUACCGCUUGUAG
Candidozyma auris is the source of this 1557-nucleotide messenger RNA. RefSeq lists its product as uncharacterized. The coding region runs from base 1 to 1557 and encodes 518 amino acids. Gene Ontology annotation, cellular component: membrane. Gene Ontology annotation, molecular function: transmembrane transporter activity. NCBI's taxonomy places the organism in Eukaryota, Fungi, Ascomycota, Pichiomycetes, Serinales, Metschnikowiaceae. The transcript has a single exon. The record is from RefSeq and is a predicted model, not a curated record. Gene Ontology annotation, biological process: transmembrane transport.